AUGGAUAGUCGAGAAAACGCAUGGUCUUCGGGACAGGCUCAAAAUAAGAUUACAUCUAUUCAGCGGAUGGUCGCUCAGCUGGGCACCCAACACGAUUCUGAGAUCCUUCGCCAGAAGCUGCAUGAAAUGCAGCACAACACCCAUACGCUAUCGCAGGAGACGAUGGAGGCGCUGCGAAACCUUCCGGCGUUGCCCCUUCCGCUGAACAAUGUCGAACAACGACAAUGGAAGCUUCAUAGGGAACGGUUGACGAACGAUUUUUCUGUCGUUUUGAACAACUUUCAAGCCUUACAAAUAGAGCAGAACGUUGAUGUGAAGACAAUCAAAGAAAGAGAGCAAGUCAUUAGGCAGUUAGAGUCAGACAUUAUGGAUGUUAACCAAAUCUUCAAAGACCUGGCACUGAUGGUACAUGAGCAAGGAGAGAUCGUUGACAGCAUCGAAGCGAACGUGGACAGCGCUCAAGUGAACAUCGACCAAGGUUCUACGCAGAUUCAGCGGGCCAUGGAAUACCAGGUUUAUAACAUCGAUGGGUUUGCUGUCUAA
Soboliphyme baturini is the source of this 543-nucleotide messenger RNA. The record is from the annotation of a GenBank genome assembly. NCBI's taxonomy places the organism in Eukaryota, Metazoa, Nematoda, Enoplea, Dioctophymatida, Soboliphymatidae.